CAGUUGGCAAGAAAUUGAUUUUUAAAUUAGACCAACAAUUUCAAAUUUACUAAAAUCUUGUUAUUGUUUAAAUCAAACAUUUGCGAAUCUUUUUCAUUGCUAUUCUCGCCAGAUUGGGUACGAUUAAUGAGAUCUACAAGUAUCACCUCUGAACUACAAAGACAAAAUUCCAGGGUGGAAACCUGGAAAGCUACUCUCACGUCGUACAUCAUCACAUUUUGGGGGUUGAAAUAGGCGAAUAACGCAAGAGGAAUAAUCAAAUAAAAGGAAUCGAGAAAAAUUCCAAACGGAUACGAAACAAAAUGAUCUUUGCAUUUGGAAGAGAGUCCAGAGGGAAACUGUUGUACGUCCAGUACGUGGACCAGAAUUUUAAAAAAGUGCACGAGAUACAUGACGCCCUCCUCAAAAAUUUCAUCUUGGACGUGAAAUUAUCCGACCCUUAUUUUACGUACUACGCGUCGACAACCAGAGAUUCAAGUAUCGACAUUUUGAAAUCAGCGCUUUCUGAUGAAAUUGUCAAUGUUGAGGUUUACACCUGUCCUAUGAAGGGCUACCCAAAAUGGAUACUUCACGCUUACGCAGUUUUUCAAACCAAAAACAAAGAAAACGAGGUGAUGUGGUGGUCAUUCGAUAAGAACGGACACCACAUUGUUCUUCAACAAUCUCGAAAAGAAGAGGAUGUCAUCAAAAAGAUGUAUGAUGAAAAAGAGAAAACUAUUGAGCGGCCCAAGCCAUUCAACAAAGAGAAGACUGCCGAAGCCAACAGAUCACUUGAAUCUUUACUGAGAAUCAUAUAUGAUACUUACCAAUUGGGAGAAUUUUACCAUUUAUUUCUGUCAAAUUGCUGGAAUUUCGCCUCGUUCGUCUUCAAACACACAAACAACCAAAGGAAAAAGUGGAAACCUCCCAUCUCACCCAAAUUACUCAAAUGUUUAAAUAUUACAUUAGCGCCAGUUAUUGAACAGCACGGACAUAAUGAGACUUCCAUUCAGAAAAGUAGAAACCAACAAGGAUUUCUCCGUCUAGCUCUACUGGAAAAGAUGGAAUUAGAAGAGUUUCAACGUCUUACAAGAACAAUCCAAUCCAUCAACGAGAUGGACGACCAAGGCUACACUCUGUUGGAAUGGGCAGAAGCUUUUUCCAGAGACGACAUAAAAAACUACUUGGUCAGGGAGAAAGGUGUUCAAUCCACUAGUGCAAAGCCAAACAAUGUCUUUUUCAUAGCUCUAGAGUAUGUUCAAUCAAACGACUUCUCUGUCAAACCUUCAGACAAGAUUCAUUUCAAUGGCGUCAACAAUAUUACGAAUGACACGGCGUUGCAUCUAGCGAUGCGUGGAGGAAAAUGGGAAAUAGUAAAAGAAAUCUUUGAUAAACAAAAAUCUAACAUCAAUUCAAUCAAUUCUUCUAAAGAAACUCCUCUGCACCUAGCUGCUCAACUGCAAAAAUGUAACAUUGAUCUUUUUCAAAAAAUUUUAAAAGAAGCCAAUACCGAUAUAAUCAAUAAGGUCGACGCAAAAGGAUACGAGCCACUUCACUGGGCCAUUCACGCACGUUCACUGGAUAAAACUAAAGAAUUGCUAAAAAAAGGAGCCAAAGUCUAUUGGCCCAUUAACUGCAACGGGCUUUUACCACUUCAUUUAGCUGUGCAACGUUGGAGCAACAGUCCUGAUGAUAGAAUCAACGAAAUAUUCAAACUGCUUGUUGUAAAGCAUAAAGCUGACAUUCAAGCCGGAGACGGAAUAGGAAACAGUGUCCUGAAUACGGCAAUUCAAUUAAAAUCUGUGAGAUUUGCAGAACUUUUAUUGGAAAAAGGUGCCAACACCACCGCUAAGAACGGCACAAUGUCCCUUCACUUGGCAGUUCAAUGGCCGGAAUGUCCUGAACAAUUGCUGAAAAAAAUUCUGGUGAGAAUCAAACAUGAUGCUCUCCACUGUGCACUGAAAUCGCAGUCGCCAAACGCAUGUAAAAUUUUGCUGGAAGAGAAGGAAAUAGACGUCAACACUGCCACAAACGAUGGUGAAAUAGCCCUUCAUUUAGCAGCGAAAUGGCCAAACAUUGAGGAUGAACUUUUCGAGAAAAUCCUCAAAAAUACCAGCGACAUCAACAAAACGGACAACAAAGGAAGAACUCCUCUUCACAACGCAUUGAUGUUCAAAUCUGUAACAGCAACUGAACAAUUAUUGAAACAAGGAGCAACGGUCAACGCAGAUGCCCAGACACACGAUAAAUAUACAGCCCUUCAUCUCGCCGCUUUCUGGUCGGACAUUCCAUUGGAAACAGUCGAAAACAUUCUUGAAAAAGAAAAAGAUAAGAUAAACGUCAAAGAUAAUUACGAUACAACUGCCCUGCAUCGCGCAAUCGAAUCCCAAUCUGUUUUUUUUAUAGAAAAAUUGCUAGAUUCCAAUGCGGAUGCUUCUAUAGCCAGUGUUGCUGAUCUCACACCUCUUCAUCUAGCUGCCCAGUGGAAAUUGAAAUGUUCUCUAUUGCCGGAUUCGCAAAAAAAUAUAUUUCAAUUGUACGUGAAGCGGUCAGGGUACAAACUAGACGAAAGUAGCUUGACAUCAGACAUCACCCCUAGCCUGUUCAACAAAAUCCUGGAUAAAUCCAGUGGCACAAUCAAUUCAAAAACCAAGUGCGGAGAAACUGCCCUACACUUGGCAUUGUACUCACAUUCGAAAACCGCAACUGACGCGUUACUCAAACACCCGGAAUUGGAUGUAAACAUCAAGGACAUUGGAGGUCCAAUGGCCAUUCACCUAGCUGCCAGAUGGAAGGAUAUAGAUGUUGAAGCGUUCGAAUUAAUCCUUAAAAAUACUCAUAAAGACAAUUUAAAUCAACGGCAAUAUUGGAAAACUGCUCUCGACUAUGCCCAGGAGUCUGGAUCACCACCAGAGAUCAUAAACCUCUUACAAAAGGCGAUGGACCAGCAACAUGUCGUAGCUGACAGCUGCCGCGUCGAUUAGAUAUACCACUGGAUUACUUCCGCCUUGGUAUUCCUUGUCAACGUGUUGGUGGAUGUCUUAAGAAAACGAAUAUUUACAUUGAUAAACGCUGAUAAAUAACUAAAAACGACGACUCGAUGCACAGUGCACUGUACUCGUAUCAAUUGAAAACACAUUCGUUAAUAUUUUAUAAUCAUAGUAAAUCUACCCUGACUGCGCACUAUGAUAAUAUAGUCGAAAUAAUUCUUUCGCUUUCCCAAUUGUUUUCUCUCUAAAUUCUAUGCAUGUAGCUAUUAAUUACGUAAAUUUCCCAAUUGUAGCAACUCUUUCCUAUGAUACUAAUAAACAACGUUAAUCAUAUCAAAACAAAAUGUGGUCGUGGAUAUACACGUACAGAGUUGAAGCACAAAAAGGAAGUGAAUUGAAUUUUUUACACAAUUACGUCAAUUGUUUGAACACUGCGAUUCGAAAACGAAAUCAAAGGCGACACGACGAGCUGCUCUUCAUGAAAGAAACUUUUCGCAGCAAAGAUUCUUGUAGCUCUCUCAUAACUGCCUAUUCAUCAAUGUCUCUAGUGAUGACUGAACAAUUUCGCAAUGGAGAGGACAGCAGCAAAUAAAUGAUCUCUUUGCUGAACUUUGCUGAAUAAUAUUUCUUUCGACGAAAGCAACGCUGUGGCUCUUUUAUUUCGAAUAGGCGACGACGCCGACGUCAGUAAUCUCUACCAGCUAACGGGUGAUAUUACGUAUUUGUAGGACUCGAUUGUAUUCGGGUCGUGAACGAGACACGACGGAUAAAAACAACAAGAAGAAACAAGAGAGAAAGAGGACGAAUAAAAGAGAAAAGAAGGACUGCAAGAAGUGAGUCGUCUCGAAAGUUGAAAAAAGAACAACAUAGUUGAGUUGUGAAUGACGUGACGUCACUCACGCAAAAAAGUGCAGCUGUUUGCCCAAGGAAUCGUACUCGCAAUAUCGAACCGAUUCAAAAUCAAAUAAAUGGGGAAAAAGGGGAGACAAACGUGAAAGUCGACUUUUUUUUAACGACUCCCCUUGCCCCGCGCAUAGUUGUUAUGAGCGUGAGUGACGCAACCGUGAAUAAACGAUGUAGCUCCCCCCCCCAUCACAAUAUCAAACAAAAAUCAAAUUUCUUUAAAGAUCCAAUGCGAUCGAGACAGUGAGUCAUCUGAUUUCAUUUCAUCAUUCAAACCGAUGGUCAAAAAGAGAAAAAACUUUUAAAUUUUGCAUUCACUUUGUCGAGAUAAUUGCGCAUUUUAAAAAAUGAAAAUGUUGAGAGAGAAUAGAAAUAAGACGGCGGCGGUUGGGGUUUACAUUUCAUGAACACGCCCAAGGACAAACGGAGGUUCAAUCCAUUUGCACGAGACGGGACAUUUUUCUCUUUAAAGAGUCUGCUGACGCAACGUAUCGAGUCGACGUAAAUUUAAUUCUUGCAACCUGUCUACAACAGGAGAACUGUCCUUUUAAAAUAAACUAUUAGCUACGUUCAGAACGUAUAUGGUCAUCUGAAAAGAAGAGGGAAAGGAAGUGUCUCGUAAACCGGCCACAACAGA
Messenger RNA from Daphnia pulicaria, 4509 nucleotides. Its product is annotated as ankyrin-1-like. Lineage: Eukaryota; Metazoa; Arthropoda; Branchiopoda; Diplostraca; Daphniidae. Gene Ontology annotation, molecular function: protein binding. Bases 303 to 2963 code for a protein of 886 amino acids. The record is from RefSeq and is a predicted model, not a curated record. The transcript is spliced from 2 exons.